CACCCAGCUGGCUUUCAUUGGCUAAGGAGGGACUAGAACUCAUAGUCUCCUGGUGAUUGGCCCAAAGUCAUCCAGCUGGCUUUCUUAGCUAAGGAGGGACUAGAAUUCACAGUCUCCUGGUGUUUGGCCCAAAGUUAUCCAGCUGACUUUCUUAGCUAAGGAGGGACUAGAACUCACAGUUUCCUGGUGAUUGGCCCAAAGUUAUCCAGCUGACUUUCUUAGCUAAGGUGAGACCAGAAUUCACAGUCUCCUGGUGAUUGGCCCAAAGUCAUCCAGGUGAUUUUAAUAGGCUAAGUGAGAUUAGAACUCACAGUCUCCUGGUGUUUGGCCCAAAGUCAUCCAGCUGGCUUUCUUAGCUAAGGAGAGACUAGAACUCACAGUCUACUGGUGAUUAGCCUAAUGUUACCAGCUGGCUUCCAUGCCUAAGAAGUCUUAAGUUCACAGGUACCUGCAGGACCAUCUUUUACUAAAUCAUCCAUUCAGACUACCUGGAAGAAGCAUUUGGAUAAACUCCUUUUCUGUGAAAUAAGGCAUAUGAGCUCAGUUUUGAGGAAAUAUCUUCCCUUACAAGCUGGUACUAUGAUAGUAGUUGGCCUGACAAUAGCUGCUGCUGGUUAUGCAGGUCGCUAUGCGCUGCAAGCAAUGAAGCAAAUGGAACCGCAAGUAAAGCAAACUCUGCAAUCUCUGCCAAAAACAGCCUUCAGUGGCUAUUACAGAGGUGGAUUCGAAAGCAAAAUGAACAAGCGGGAAGCUGCCUUAAUAUUAGGAGUGAGUCCUACAGCUAACAAAGCAAAAAUCAGAGAAGCGCAUAGAAGAGUCAUGCUUUUGAAUCAUCCUGAUAAAGGUUGCCUCAUUUGUUACCCAGAUCAACUCGAGUUGCAUGGUCCAUAAUUGAACCUAAUUAGAGCAAGAAGCUCUAUAGGACAGCUCUUGGAAUUCUACAUUUGAGUGAGUAGCUCUGGGAAUUUUUCUGCGGGACUCUAGUAGGGAAGGAUAUGAAGUAUUUGGAGAUGGCAGAUUCAUCUAGAGAUAAUUAUAUUAUAUUUUACAUUUUAGGCAGAAUUCAAGACACAGCAUCAACAGUCAUAAAUAUAAAUACAUAAAAUGAUAGAUUUCUUCCCAAAGGGAUCUGGAGAUAUUUAGGAAGCUAUCUGGAGCAAUUUUGUCGUCUUCAUGGUACCAUGUUUCUGUCACUUGUAGUAUGGAUGUCGUAUUUGUGCCUACCUGCUGAAGUAUAGGAAGAAAUACAAUUACAAAAAACCUGAACAAGCUAUCUCCAAUAUUUAGGAAGGGUGAAAGAAGACAGAAUAGUUCUGUGAAAGAGCACAUGGAAACAGGGAGGCAUGGCAACCAUUAGGAGAAUGGAAGAAUAUUGCACAUAAGAUCAAGAAAUAAAAUUAAACCAGUGGUUCCCAAUGUUUUCAGUUUGGCGGCUUGGGAGGGUGAGUGGCAGGCAUGCGCACACCUCCAUUUGUGCAAGCGGUGCACGCACGUGCACUCUUGCGAAUGAAGCUUUGCACAUAAGCAGAGGGUGCUUGCGCACAAAGCUCCACUCACACAAGCAGCCUGCAGUUGCACUCUUCCACAAGCUCCACUCACGCAAAUGGCACGCAGUUGCAUCUGUGCACAAAGCUCCAUGUGAAUGGAGUUUGCCUGCCACUCCCACAAGUGGAACCUAAUGCACGUGCUUGCCCAUUUCUCCCGCAACCUGGUUUUUGAAGAAGCUGCAGCCCGGUAGCGGGCCGCAGGCUGGGUGUUAGGGACCCCUGCACUAAACUAUAUACUGAAUCUGGACCUAUAUUUCAGUGGUCAACAACUAUUUUUCACAAAUCCAUUAACAUUGUCUCAGAUAUCCUUAUUGGUACAAUAGUAAAAUACGAACAGCAUUAUUUAUUCCUUGGUAGUGUAACAGCUGGUUAACCAUACGCUACUUAAUAAUUCCUCUGUCUCAACCUAGAGGAAGAGCUAGGAAAGUAUCAAACUCACAUAAAUUACCUGCAAGAAGCUAAAGAAAUGUUAUUGCUAAUGUUAAAGCUAUGUUAUGUAGUCAUGAGUAUAAGAAAAAAGAAUUUUUAAUAGAUUUGAAGCUUUAACUUGAAGUUCAGUUAAAAUGACUUUUUUUGCAGAGAACCUCCAUAAUUUUAAGGUAGCAGAAAUCUAGUUAGGUGGCAAUUCAAGCUAGGUAUCUUAAUGGAUCACUAGCAGACUGUGCUAAUAGAAAUACUUUUUUUUAAAAAAAUGUUACUAUGAAUCUUAAAAAUUUACUGUUGCAAACAUAGUAUUUCAAUCAAGUUACAUUUAGAAUAGAGACCAUUUAUAAUUGACAUAUUUAAGAAGGAUGUUGGCCAGAACAUAUUGAAGCAGAAUUAAAUGAUAAGAUAGAAGACAAGAUUCUAGAAGGAAGUGUUGAAAGAAGUUGGCAUCCUUACCCUGAAGAAAUCUAGGAGAUAUAAUGACUUUAAAUAAAAAGAAAUGCUUCACAAAUUUAUUAGCAUAAGUAAACUCUCCCUUUCCAAAAUAAUUAUCACCAGUUUUCUGCAUGGUAUAAACAUUAAAUACUUUGGAUUUUUUAAAAAAACACAUCAGAGGGUCAUGGGCAGGAUACACCAAUUCUUACAAAGGACAAAAAAAAAACAUGGAGUAGACAAUGAGAAGUAGUACCAGUAGUAGUAGUAACAGUAACCUAGAUGGCAGAUGGCAGCGAGCAGGCUUUUGAAAUUAUAGUGGCAAGAAUAUGGCAGGAACUGCAAGGCAGUGAUUCACAGCUAUAGGGAAUGCUAAGCAAUAAGAAUGACCCAAAGGCUAAGCUUUUCUUAAUCUACAGGGGAGAAGCAUGAUAAAAGAGGUUCUGUGACAGUUCUAAUGAUGUUUCUCUGAAAAAAAUGAUUGAUUGAUUGAUUGAUUUUUUGCAAAAGCAAUGCAUUCUGUGUGCUACAUCAGAAAAUGAAGUCAGACUUGCUCUCGAGAUAAAAUCUGUGUUAUGGGAUAUCUAAUUAGAAUGCCAGGAUUUUUAGGAUCAAAAAUAUAAAUCGGAGAGAAUCCAAUUGUGAAUUGAAUUUUACCAUUUUUUUCCUAAAUUGUCCUAUUACUGCUUUCUAUGAAAUAACCGGUAAAAAGGAAAGACAUUUAGAUCUGCAACUUAAAUGAGGAACAGUGUUGCCAGCUACAUAAACCUUUCAGAAAAUGACAAUAUAUUCUUUCAUUCAAAGGUAAUGUCUCCAUGAGUACUUAUGUCCAACCCUUGUAGAACAAAUAACUAGCAAAUGUUUAAGGAUCAACCAAUGGAAGAUCAAGGUUUAUUUUUCUACCAGCAUACAAAAACAUAUUGCACAUCAAACAACCAAAAAUAAAAAUACUCUAAGGACUAACAUAUGUAGUUUAUACAGAAUAAACUUUCUGGAAAUUGAUCUUUUCAGUAGUUCUGGUUAUCUUAAUGGACAUGACUAAUUCAGAAUUAAGUGUUUUAACUAAAGCUAUGUUUGAUUUUUAAAUACUGUACAGUUUAAUAAAUAAAUCAAACAAAGCCUCAAUGUAGAACAGUCACUGCCAAUGUCACCCAAUAUCCCUGCAGAUUGAGAAUUUAAUAAAUGUAUUCCAGUGGUCUGCAGUUUUCCCCCACUACAUACAGCAUUUAAAAAACAUGUAUUAAAACAGACCAGUUUCCAGACUAAACUAAUGGAGAAAUUACAAUUCAGUGCAAAAUAUUUUAGACUGCAUUUUUUUUUCUAGUUUUCCCUCAGGUGAAGAAGUGGUUGCAUAUUAUUAAAAAUGUAAUAAAAGCAGCUAAUGCUUUCAUAAAGUAGGUUAUGUUAGGGAUUCGCCCCCCACAUCUGUCAUAUUUUGAAAACAAAAUAACGUUUCCUAUAGCCAGCAAUUUGUUUUUAUUUAAAUGUUACAUAUACUAUUCUCAAGGCACAUCUGAUGAUAUUUAUAACACAGUAGGUGUCAAAGUAUGUUCAACAUUGGAUUUUUUUUCAGGAUCCCUCCCUGUUGUUUUCCAAAAUGGAGGAACUGAAAGUGCGGUGUCAAGACUCGCAAUCCAUAUUCUAUCUUUGGCAAGCUUAUACAAGCACUAUUGUAAAAUGUAAUGUAAAAGAACUGUAAACUAGGAACUCUUGUUUAUGAAACACCAUUCAACACAG
This is a messenger RNA of Pantherophis guttatus, 4142 nucleotides long. The record is from RefSeq and is a predicted model, not a curated record. NCBI's taxonomy places the organism in Eukaryota, Metazoa, Chordata, Lepidosauria, Squamata, Colubridae.